Amoebophrya sp. A25 is the source of this 492-nucleotide messenger RNA. The record is from the annotation of a GenBank genome assembly. NCBI's taxonomy places the organism in Eukaryota, Dinophyceae, Syndiniales, Amoebophryaceae.
CGCAUUCCACCGAUAAUGGCUUCCCUGUCUUCACCAGGAGUCUCUGAUUUAGGUCCCUUAGCCUGGCAGAACUCGUUAGGGAGCUUAAAAAAGCCAAUCCGAUUUAACACUCCAGAAGAAUUGAGAGACGUGGAGAACCAAGAAAACUAUGUCUAUGAUACGACUGCGCAGUUAUCGUGGACGAUAGCAUCCUUUGCUACAAAUGCAAUCCCACGACAGGAAAUUGACUGUUGGUCCGGGGCCGGGCGGGAUAAGGAACUAGAUCACAGUACUAGUGUAGUGGUCUUCUAUACCCGUGGAGUGGGUGCAUCCAUUCACUCAGUCAUACUAUAAAUGAACCUAGAGAUCUUAGAUGCAGUAGCGUGUUGCUAUCGCAUGAAAGUACUUACUGAAAUUUUAGGACGUGUUUAGGACGAGUUAGCUAGAAGUACAGCCAUUCAACGCUAGAAAACGUGGAAAUUUGCGAUGUCUAUGUUUCUAGUAGCUUACCGG